CUAGAUGACAAAACAGAAAGACAACAUUUACUUGAUACCUAAUUUCCAGCCUUCAGAGAUCAUCAGCUAUUUUUCUGAACAUGGUAUCCAGAUUAUGCAAUCAGAAGUGGUCAAACCUUCUCUUCAGAGUGUUCUACGAAUUUAUAAUUCCAUCAUAAAUUGCGUAUGCAUUAACAAUGGUAUAAGUAAUGAUGCAGAUGAGUCAAAAUUUCUCAUGAUACUUUAUAAAAGAGUGGAUAUGUUGUUAAGGAGGCUCGGCAUCGAUUUUUUUGAGCUCAAAGACUUGCUUACACCUUCAUACAAAAGAAAUUUGAAUUUUCUGAGCACCAUCUACAACUUUUGUAUAUAUAGAGACAGCAAGAAGGAAUAUUAUGAAAAGUUAUUAUCGAAAAAGGAGGAGCAAGAGAACUUGCUAAGCGAGAUAAAUGUGUCAAUAGACAUGGCUGAGUCGAAGCUUAAGAAUAUGAAGGACGAAGCGCUAAAAAGGGAAAAGGAAAACAGCGAAUUACAAAAGAAGGUGGAAGAAUUAGAAGAGGAGGUAAAAAGCAUUUGCAGAGAGCAGCGAGAACGCGUAAACAAAGUUGAGGAGAUAAAAAGAGAAAGAGACGAGUCUUACGACAAAUUGAGCUCGUUGAAAUUGGUAUGCUUGAAUUUAAAACAAGAGAUAAAGGAAAUGAAGACACAGGUGAUUGAUGAUCCUUCGAAGAUGCUGUCCUUGAUCGAGGAGAUGCAAGUCCUGAUCAGGACAGAGAAGGUUAGCAUCGAAGAAUUCAACAAAAAGAUUAGACAUACGGCUGAAUUAAUCGAAAAAGAAGAAGGGGAAAAGGUAAGAAUGCAGAACGCGAUAAAAAUGGCUAUCAGCCAGAAGAACAAGACAAAGGCUAUGCAAGCAUUGCAAAACGAGAUAGCAGGUUUUGAGAGAACGAUUAAGAACCUAUCCAUGUCCAUAAAUGCGUCUAACAGACGAGUGGAGCACCUAAGUAGGCAGAUAAGCCAUAUUGAGGGGAAGAUAGAGGCAUUGAAAAAGAAAGAUCAGGAAAACGCGAAGGAGCUGUCUAACAACCUCAAUAAAUUAAAGGACAAUUACUCAAAAGUAAGAACAGAAAGAAACGAUUAUUUCGAAAGGAUAGCGAAUAAUCAGAAGGAGAUAAAAGAACUUGAAUUUAAAAUGGUACAGGUUAUGAACCAGCAUCAGAAGGAUAUGCAUGUAUUAAUAAGCAAAUUGACAGAACUGAAAAACGCUGCCAAUAAGUAUUUUAUGGGAUUUGAGGACUUCAACCGCGAGCUGUAAAAUUAAAAUAUCGUUGAUAUAGCACCCAGGAUAUAAAACAGUGUCCUACUACGCUUUAUUAGUUAUGUCUUUGUGUCACAUCGGUUGCUAGAGACUUCCACUUGCAAAGAUACUUCCUAUACGUCACAAUAAAUGAAAAUUAUCUUUGGCAACUUAUAAAACAA
Vavraia culicis subsp. floridensis is the source of this 1455-nucleotide messenger RNA. RefSeq lists its product as uncharacterized. The coding region runs from base 5 to 1291 and encodes 428 amino acids. Gene Ontology annotation, cellular component: Ndc80 complex; kinetochore. The record is from RefSeq and is a predicted model, not a curated record. NCBI's taxonomy places the organism in Eukaryota, Fungi, Microsporidia, Pleistophoridae. The transcript has a single exon.